UGGUGUGUGCUCGUGGAGCAGAGAGAAAGGGGGAAUACACUUCUGCCUUAAAUUGGUCUGAGUCCUUCUCUCGGACGACCCAACUCUGUGAUUAUUACGCAUCAUGGCUAAGCUGGUGGAGUGUGUGCCCAACUUCUCCGAGGGCCGGAACAAAAAGGUGAUUGAUGCCAUAGCAGAGGCCAUCUCCAGCACGGAGGGAUGCAGUCUGCUCGACGUGGACCCUGGAUCCUCCACCAACCGUACAGUCUACACCUUCGUAGGCUCGCCACAGGCUGUGGUGGAGGGUGCACUGAACGCUGCACGCACUGCCUUCCCACUCAUUGAUAUGACCAAACACUCAGGGGAGCAUCCACGGAUGGGCGCCAUGGACGUGUGUCCCUUCAUCCCUGUCCAGAAUGUCACUAUGGAGGACUGUGUCAACUGUGCCAACAUUUUUGCCCAGCACUUAACAGAUGUGCUGCAUGUACCUGUGUAUCUUUAUGGAGAAGCAGCGAGGAAGGAGAACAGGAGAUCUCUUCCCUCUGUCCGGGCAGGGGAGUAUGAAGCCUUGUCUGAGAAAUUGAAGAGGACAGAGUGGGCUCCUGACUAUGGCCCUGCUGACUUCGUGCCCUGCUGGGGAGCUACAGUGGCAGGCGCUCGCAAAUUCCUGGUUGCCUACAACAUAAACCUCCUCAGCACCAAGGAACAAGCCCAUCGGAUUGCACUAGAUAUCCGGGAACAGGGCAGAAGCAAAGACCAGCCGGGUCUGCUGAAGAAGGUGCAGGGAAUGGGCUGGUACCUGGAAGAGGCGAACAUAGCCCAGGUGUCCACCAACAUCCUGGACUUUGAGCUGACACCUGUCCACACUGUUUACGAAGAGAUCUGCAGUGCUGCCAAGGACCUGAACCUGCCAGUGGUAGGCUCUCAGAUUGUAGGCAUCAUGCCUCUAAGAGCUGUGCUGGACUGUGCUGACUUCUACAUCCAGAGGGACAGGCUCUUCAUUGUGGAGGAGGAGCACAAAGUCCGUCUGGUCAUCAGUAAACUUGGGCUUGAUUCACUUGGGCCAUUCGACCCCAAAGAGAGAAUCAUAGAGUACAUGGUGGAGAGGACUGAGGAGGACAAGCGUCUGGUGUCUCUGUCUCUGCAGCAGUUUGUCCGCAGCGUGGGGGCCAGAACCGCUGCUCCAGGAGGAGGGUCAGUCUCUGCUGCCGUCGCUGCAAUGGGGGCUGCUCUGGGAGCCAUGGUGGGUCAGAUGACCUAUGGGAAGAGGCAGUUUGACAGCCUGGACAGCAUCAUGAGGAGACUCAUCCCUCCCUUCCAUCAGGCCAUGAAUGAACUGCUGGUCAUGGUGGAUGCAGACUCCAAGGCAUUCAGUCGCUACAUGGCUGCAUUGAAGAUGCCAAGAAACACAUCAGAUGAAGUCAAAAGGAGGGAAGAUGCCAUGCAGGAGGGUCUGAAGCAAGCCGUGGCGGUCCCACUGUCUCUGGCUGAACGAGUCAACCUGCUGUGGCCUUGUCUAAAGGAAAUGGUGCUCUACGGAAACGUGGCCUGCAAGUCUGACCUCCAGGUAGCAGCUAAAGCCCUGGAAACAGCAGUGUUUGGAGCCUACUACAAUGUUGUGAUUAACCUCAAGGAUAUCGCAGAUGAGUCCUUCAAAGUGACUACUCAACAGAGAGCAUCAGCUCUGCUUACUGAGGCCAGGGAGAGUGUUAAUGCAGUCCUGGAUGCUGCAGAGAGAAAAGAGUGAAGAAGUUACCACAUUACUAAAGCAUCACCCACCGCCUGCCUAAGCCUCAAACCAGGCUUUCAAAACCAUCAAUUCUCAUAACACUUUACAAAAUAAACUGGGUUCACAUAAAUAAAUGCUUGAUCAACUACUCCUCUGGUACUCCUUUGCUUUGUUAGGAAUUCAAGAAAUACUUGCGUAAUGUACUGUAUAGCAGCAGCCUACACCAAGCCAAGAUAUCACAGUCAAAGUGUUCUAAAUCACAUUACGGUAAAUAGAAUAGUACCACAAUGUUUCUUCUUCUCUCUUCCACAUGAAGCUAUGAUGAUAGAGUAGUAUUAUUUGCUUCUGAAUGACAAAGUGAUGCAAGGUGUGAAUACGGGGCAUGAACCCCGUCCAUACCUCAGCUCCACGGUCCAAAAAUAACAUGAUGCAGUCACCACCUUGCUUGAAAAUAUGAAGAGUGGUACUCAGUGAUGUGUUGGAUUUGCCCCAAACAUAACACUUUGUAUUCAGGUCAUAAAGUUAACAAAAUGUAUUUGCCAUAUUUUAUGCAUGUUUCAGAAUAUUUUUUAUUCUGUACGGGCUUCCUUCUUUUGACUGUCGUUUAGGUUAGUAUAGUGGAGUAACUACAAUGUUGUUGAUCCAUCCUCAGUUUUCUCCUAUGACAGCCAUUAAACUCUGUUUUAAAAUCACCAUUGGCCUCAUGAUGAAAUCCCUGAGCGGUUUCCUUCCUCUCCGGCAACUAAGUUAGGAAGGACGCCUGUAUCUUUGUAGUGACUGGGUGUAUUGAUACGCUAUCCAAAGUGUAAUUAAUAACUGCACCAUGCUCAAAGGGAUAUUCAAUGUCAUAGUUUUUUUUAACCCAUCUACCAAUAGGUUGCCCUUCUUUGCCAGGUAUUGGUAAACCUCCCUGGUCGUUGUGAUUGAAUCUGUGUUUAAUAUUCACUACUAGACUGAGGAACCUUACAGAUAAUUGUAUGUGUGGGGUACAGACAUGAGGUAGUCAUUCAAAAUUCAUGUUUAACACUAUUAUUGCACACAGAUUGAGUCUAUGCAACUUAUUAUGCGACUUGUUACGCACAGAUUUACUCCAGAGCUUAUUUAGGCUUGCCAUAACAAAGUGGUUGAAUGCUUGUUGACUCAAGACACUUCAGCUUUUCAUUUUUAAUUCAUUUGUAAACAUUUCUAAAAACAUAAUUCCACUUUGACAUUUUGGAGUAUUGCGUGUAAGCCAGUGACACAAAAUCUCAAUGUAAUACAUUUUAUAUUCAGGCUGUAACACAACAACAUGUGGAAAAACUAAACUAAACUAUAGUUAAGUGCUUUAUGUUUAUACACAUUAUCACCAAAUUAUUAAUUGUUUCCAGUUCAGUAAAGUGAGUGUACUAUAGAAUGUAUAUUUCUACUGUAAUUGCAUAUCUUUCAAAUUGACUCUAUACAAAUAAAAAGUCGACAGUG
Messenger RNA from Salmo salar (Atlantic salmon), 3166 nucleotides. RefSeq names its product formimidoyltransferase cyclodeaminase (gene ftcd). Gene Ontology annotation, molecular function: transferase activity; folic acid binding. The record is from RefSeq and is marked provisional. NCBI's taxonomy places the organism in Eukaryota, Metazoa, Chordata, Actinopteri, Salmoniformes, Salmonidae.